Messenger RNA from Medicago truncatula (barrel medic), 673 nucleotides. RefSeq names its product histone H3.2. The record is from RefSeq and is a predicted model, not a curated record. Bases 121 to 531 code for a protein of 136 amino acids. The transcript has a single exon. Gene Ontology annotation, cellular component: nucleosome. Gene Ontology annotation, molecular function: DNA binding; protein heterodimerization activity; structural constituent of chromatin. Lineage: Eukaryota; Viridiplantae; Streptophyta; Magnoliopsida; Fabales; Fabaceae.
UUUAUAACUCACCCCUUUCAUCUCUUCAACCACAUCAUCACUCUCUCAAUCUCAAAUCACAGUAACAAUAACAAACUAUUUUCCAGUAGAAACAGUUUUUUCAGUUAUUAUCUUUCAGCAAUGGCACGUACUAAGCAAACUGCACGCAAGUCCACCGGCGGCAAAGCACCAAGGAAGCAGCUCGCAACAAAAGCCGCUCGGAAAUCCGCUCCGGCGACCGGCGGAGUGAAGAAGCCACACCGUUUCAGGCCAGGAACCGUCGCACUCCGUGAGAUCCGCAAGUACCAGAAGAGCACCGAACUUCUCAUUCGCAAACUUCCUUUCCAGCGUCUUGUUCGUGAGAUUGCUCAGGAUUUCAAGACGGAUCUCCGUUUUCAGAGCUCUGCUGUGUCGGCGCUGCAAGAAGCGGCGGAGGCUUAUCUUGUUGGAUUGUUUGAGGAUACUAACCUCUGCGCUAUUCAUGCUAAGCGUGUUACUAUCAUGCCUAAGGAUAUUCAGCUUGCUAGGCGUAUCCGUGGCGAGCGUGCUUGAUCUUGUUGUUCGUGAGUUGUGAGAAUGUCUAGGUUUUUUGUAGAUAACCGUUGCUAUUUCUAUGAAUUUCUCUUAAGGAUCUUGUGAUGUUGUAAUUCUGCUUAAUACUCUCUAUCAAUGAAAUUAAUCGUUUUUUGGUCAA